Messenger RNA from Geodia barretti, 645 nucleotides. The record is from the annotation of a GenBank genome assembly. Lineage: Eukaryota; Metazoa; Porifera; Demospongiae; Tetractinellida; Geodiidae.
AUGGAUGGAGGUCCGCAAGACAACACGCGGGUCAGAAGACUGGAAGAGAUGGCUUCUGCCUUAGAGCUCCUGAAUGAACUGGCGUCACCGAGUGUUCUGUUGGCUUGUCCUCUGGUGAUGUUAAAUCCAUUGAUAUGGAACUUGAUCGUCCGCCACGAGUACAAUACCCGCUCCGUAUCCCGACUCUGCGGAGGGCCUCGUGCUGGUGUGGUUCUCGUAGCGUGCAUCGUGAUGGUAAACAAUUCCAUACGGACUUCAUUCUUUCACUACAUCGUCGGGAAGAACUCCAAAUUGCAAUUCCUGGAGGAUAAUGUUGGGGCAACGAUUGCGGGUUAUGUGAUAAUCGGAGUGGGUGUGUUGCUGGUCCUGAGCUCUACCUGGAGGCUGGGUUUCUUCUGCACUUUCCUUGGAGACUAUUUCGGUAUCUUACUGGACGCCAGAGUCACUGGAUUUCCGUUCAACAUAUUAAACCAUCCCAUGUUCUGGGGCUCAUUCCUGAUCUAUGUUGGUGACUCGGUUUUGUGCGCCAGUGCUGUUGCUUUUCUCUUGUCACUGUUCAUUGGACUCAGCUAUGUCUUAGCUGCAGCAUUUGAAGUUCCAUUUACAGCCAAGAUAUAUGCUCAAAAGGAAACCAAAAAGAUAUAA